AUGUUCCGCCACUGUAUCGACGACAUCUGCCUUGGAUUCCGCGGUCACCUCAGCAAAGCGUUCCUGCUUGACGCAUACUGUCUGUACAACACUCUCAUGGUUCGCACCCGCUUUAUGGUCGAAGACUUCCCCCAUCCCAGAACCCAUCACGUCACGACCUCGCUGGCUAGCCCGAUUUUCGAAGAGAAGACGGACAUCGAGAAGCAUCUUACCCACCUCACGUUACGUAUCGUCUUGCCUGGGUACAUCAAAGGCGCCCUGCAGGCCUCUGUAGCCGGAGACGCUUUGCUGAAGCAAUUGGACGAAGGGUGGCUGGAAGAACAGAGGCACGGCGCCAUCCAGCUUGUGCAGAACGCCAUCAGGAAGCGUGGCGACGGGCUUACAUUUCUUCUCGUGCAUGACAACGUGGCUUCCAGGAAGAUGGAGCUGUUGAAGAAGGACACAGGGGUCGUGUGA
Messenger RNA from Saxophila tyrrhenica, 456 nucleotides. RefSeq lists its product as uncharacterized. Bases 1 to 456 code for a protein of 151 amino acids. The record is from RefSeq and is a predicted model, not a curated record. The transcript is spliced from 2 exons. Lineage: Eukaryota; Fungi; Ascomycota; Dothideomycetes; Mycosphaerellales; Extremaceae.